GUGGAGGUCUGAGGAGAUGUGGGCAGAAACCUUGCUGGGAGAUGGGCAAUUGCCUUCACUCCCUCCCUCUCUUGGGGACACGAUUUGUGGCUGGCAGCGAUGCCUGGAAUGAAGAGAACCAUGAGCAGUGAAUGUUUGUUACCUUAUUACACUGCCCACAGCUACCGAUCCAUGGGCGUGUUCAACACCUCCAUGGGAAACCUACAGCGACAACUAUACAAGGGAGGAGAGUAUGAUAUUUUCAAGUAUGCACCAAUGUUUGAAAGUGAUUUUAUCCAGAUUAGCAAGAAAGGAGAGGUGAUUGAUGUCCAUAACCGAGUCCGAAUGGUGACUGUAUGCAUCGCGUCCACCAGCCCAGUCCUCCCACUUCCUGACGUCAUGCUGCUGGCCCGACCGGCUAAAGUCUGUGAAGAACAUGCUAGACGGGCCCGGUUCAUCAAGGGGAGAGGUCGCAAGCCUCCAAAGACUUUGGAGCUCACCAGGCUGCUCCCUUUGAAGUUUGUCAAGAUCUCCAUUCAUGACCGUGAGAAACAGCAGCUGCGCCUGAAGCUCGCCACAGGCCGGACUUUCUACCUGCAGCUGUGUCCCUCUUCUGAUGCACGAGAAGACCUCUUCUGCUACUGGGAAAAGCUUGUCUAUCUCCUGAGGCCACCGACAGACAGCUGCAGCAGUAGCCCGACCCUUCACACUGGUAACACAUCUAUCCUGGAGGACAACAAAAGCCUACUCGGCUCAGACAUCCACGGAGAAGGGGAUCAGGAUUCUGUGCGUCAAAAGCUCCGAGAUGUGUCAGGAGCCAACUCUGCUGCAUUUGCAGGAGGAGAGGGAACACAACCAUCUACGACAGCUGCUGCAGCCGCUGGUGUACGAGGACCUGCCAAAGGGGCAGCAGCAGGGGCGGUAGGUGGCACAGUGGCUGCAGGAGUAAUAACAGGCCCCUCAGCAGGGGUGGCAAAAGCAGGGACAGCUGCAAGCUCGACCUCGGGUGCUUUAAGCAUAGCAACAACCAGGUCUCCGGGCUCAAGCCAGGUAGCCACAGCUCUGGCAGGCACAGGCAGCAAAGAUUCAGGAGGAAGUGGAUCCAGCAAGGCCUUAGCGGCUGUGGCAAACAUAUCCUCAGAAGUUACAGACCUGGUCUUGGCAGGGGCUGCCAGCUCCUCCUCAGAGUCCACUUCCGCAGGGGGUGCUACCAGUGUCACCCCAGAGGGCAGCCUGAGUGUGGUGUUUGCAGGCACCAUGACGACCAAGGGGCCUGCUGCAGACAAACCCGAAGCUCCGCUGCUGUCAACCUUGCAGAGUGAAGGCUACAUGUGCGAAAGGGAUGGAAGCCAGAAGGUGCCCCACAUUGGCUCUGAACCCCGGAAGGAGAAACGGGAGAGACGAGAAAACAAGGACAGAAAUCCCAGCAGGAAAAGUUCCCAUCACCGCAAGACAAGUCACCGAAGCACAGGCAAGGACCGAAGCACAGGCAAGGACCGAAGCACAGGCAAGGACCGAGGCACAGGCAAGGACCGAGGCACAGGCAAGGACAAGACCAAGACCACCCGGAAAUCAUCUUCCCACCGGUCCAUCUCCAGCCCCGGGAAAAAAAGAGAAAGCAAGAAAGGAAAAGCACACAGCAACUUAAAGGGCAAGAGACAUGGCUCCACUCACAAGAGUGAGUCCAGGACUGCUCACAAACCCAGGAAGAGCCAAUCUACAACUAGCUCGGGGUCUGGGAGUAAGAAAUCCAGUAAGAUUAGCUCUUUUUUGAAGAGCUUCCUAAUAAGGCCUACUUCAAAAACAGCAGUCUCCUCACAUAAUAGAGGGGUAGACAUUGUGUCAAAGAAGGUGGAGAAGCACAACGUAGAGGCGAAGAUGGAGAAAGGCAAGGAGGUAGAGUAUAGCAGUACUGUAACCGCCGAGACAAUGGAGAGGAUCAUCUUUGAAGCCAAGUGCGUUUAAUGAGAUCCCAGAGCAGGAAGCUGCGACAGAGAUCAGGACUCAGGAGAGCAGCAUCAGGGAACCAAUACCAGCUUCCCUACUGGCAGUUUCAAUAAUAAAGGUCACAUAAUUCCAAAAGAA
Messenger RNA from Peromyscus leucopus (white-footed mouse), 2064 nucleotides. It is a transcript of the gene Garin3, whose product is annotated as family with sequence similarity 71 member B. Gene Ontology annotation, cellular component: nucleus. The transcript has 2 exons. The record is from RefSeq and is a predicted model, not a curated record. Lineage: Eukaryota; Metazoa; Chordata; Mammalia; Rodentia; Cricetidae. The coding region runs from base 100 to 1944 and encodes 614 amino acids.